GUCUCCUGGCGGACUAAUACCGUUCUAGGGUUUGUGGAUUCUCUCCUGGGAGCUAUGGCGGCAAUGGUGGAGGAGCCGCUCUAUCCGAUCGCAGUGCUCAUCGACGAGCUCAAGAACGACGACGUCCAGCUCCGGAUCAACUCGGUGCGCCGGCUGUCCACCAUCGCUAGGGCUCUGGGCGAGGAUCGGACGCGGCGGGAGCUGAUCCCCUUCCUCGCCGACGGCAGCGACGACGAUGAAGAGGUUCUUCUUGCCAUGGCCGAGGAGCUGGGGAAUCUGGUCCCCUACGUUGGGGGCGUGGAGUACGCGCAUUCUCUGCUACCCCCGCUGGAGGCGCUGUGCGAUGUGGAGGAGAGCGCGGUGAGGGAGAAGGCGGUGGCGUCGCUAUGCAAGAUCGCCAGCGUGAUGAACGAGCGCGAUCUUGUGGAAUGGUUUGCUCCGGUUGUCAAGAGGCUCGCGGCUGGAGAAUGGUUCACGGCUAGAGUGUCGGUGUGUGGACUGCUACACAUUGUCUACCCGAGCGCUCCGGAGCUUCUCCGAGCGGAAUUGAGAACCAUCUACAACCAACUAAGUCACGACGAUAUGCCUUUGGUGAGAAGGGCCGCCAUCUCCAACCUCGGGAAGUUUGCUGCUACCAUCGAGCCUGCGUUUCUAAAGACCGAUAUCAUGGCUGUCUUUCGGGACCUCACACAGGAUGAGCAGGAUUCGGUCAGGCUUCUAGCUGUUGAAGGCUGUGCUGCGCUUGGAAGGUUGCUACAAACAAGCGACUGCAUUGCCUGUGUGUUGCCGCUCAUACUAAAUUUCUCACAAGACAAGUCCUGGCGGGUACGUUAUAUGGUUGCUAAUCAACUAUAUGAACUCUGUGAAACUGUUGGACCGGAAUGUACUAGGGUUGAUCUGGUCCCCGCCUAUGUGCGACUUUUAAGAGAUAACGAAGCGGAAGUCAGAAUAGCAGCAGCCGAUAAAGUGACCAAGUUUUGUGAGAUAGUCCAGCCCGAGAUUGCCAUGCAAAGCAUUCUACCAUGUGUAAAGGAACUUUCUCUAGACUCGUCACAACAUGUUCGUGCGGCUUUGGCUUCUGUAAUAAUGGGCAUGGCACCGGUUCUUGGAAAAGACGCGACAAUCGAACAACUUUUACCAAUAUUUUUGGCCCUUUUGAAGGAUGAAUUCCCUGACGUUAGGCUCAACAUCAUAAGCAAGCUGGAUCAAGUCAACAAGGUUAUUGGUAUUGACUUGUUAUCGCAAUCUCUCCUACCCGCGAUUGUGGAACUGGCCGAAGACAAACACUGGCGGGUGCGGCUGGCUAUUAUUGAGUACAUUCCACUCCUUGCGAGCCAACUGGGAGUGGAAUUCUUUGAUGACAAGCUUGGUGCCUUGUGUAUGCAUUGGCUUGGAGAUCAGGUGUGCUCUAUCAGGGAAGCUGCCGCAAACAACCUGAAGAGGCUGACCGAAGAGUUUGGCACAGAAUGGGCUUGCAGACAUAUUAUUCCACAGGUGUUGGAGAUGAUUAACAAUCCUCACUAUUUAUACCGGUUGACGAUACUGUAUGCCAUUUCUUUGUUCGCCCCUGUUGUUGGCUCGGAAGUGACAUGCCAGAUGAUGCUACCAGUCGUGAUCAACGCUGCAAAAGACAGGAUUCCAAACGUGAAGUUCAACGUGGCGAAGAUCCUACAAUCGUUUAUCCCGAUCGUUGGCAGCGAGGUUGUUGAGCAGUCGAUUCGCCCAUGCUUGGUGGAGUUGAGCGAAGAUCCGGACGUGGACGUGAGAUACUUCGCGAACCAAGCGCUGCAGAGCUGUGAGCAAGCAAUGUCUAUGUGAUGGAAAGAACACCUCUGAUCUUACUUUGAUGAUAGAUACUUUUCUGAGGUGCUGGUAGAUUAUACAAGCUUACGUCAACACACGGUAUGUAUAGCGAGUUUUAUCAAAAUCGCGUCGCUCUCACAAGAUGCUGCAGCACUGGUUGGUUUUCUUGGCUUGCUUGUAAAACAUCUGCAGGCUGGGAGUUUGAUACGAUUGAAAAGACAGAUUUUGGAUACCUGGGAAGCCAUGCUAAGAUCAGAGCUCUUCUCCACCAAUGAGUCGAGCUUUUCCCCUCGAGCGAGGACGCUUUCUAUGGUCUUGUGCUGUACAAACAAGGAGAAAAAUAAAUCCUUGUCGAAAGGAAGCUAAGCUAUGGCGUCACGUA
This is a messenger RNA of Selaginella moellendorffii, 2185 nucleotides long. RefSeq names its product serine/threonine-protein phosphatase 2A 65 kDa regulatory subunit A beta isoform. Gene Ontology annotation, cellular component: cytoplasm; protein phosphatase type 2A complex. The record is from RefSeq and is a predicted model, not a curated record. Gene Ontology annotation, biological process: protein dephosphorylation. The transcript is spliced from 13 exons. Lineage: Eukaryota; Viridiplantae; Streptophyta; Lycopodiopsida; Selaginellales; Selaginellaceae. Gene Ontology annotation, molecular function: protein phosphatase regulator activity; protein binding. Bases 55 to 1818 code for a protein of 587 amino acids.